Pipistrellus kuhlii (Kuhl's pipistrelle) is the source of this 1523-nucleotide messenger RNA. RefSeq names its product inhibitor of growth family member 4 (gene ING4). The transcript has 9 exons. Gene Ontology annotation, biological process: regulation of DNA-templated transcription; positive regulation of apoptotic process. The coding region runs from base 269 to 916 and encodes 215 amino acids. NCBI's taxonomy places the organism in Eukaryota, Metazoa, Chordata, Mammalia, Chiroptera, Vespertilionidae. Gene Ontology annotation, cellular component: nucleus. The record is from RefSeq and is a predicted model, not a curated record.
AAGUUGCUUUGUUUUGCUUCAAGAUGGCCGCGGGGAUGUAUUUGGAACAUUAUCUGGACAGUAUUGAAAACCUCCCCUUUGAACUCCAGAGAAACUUUCAGCUCAUGAGAGACCUGGACCAAAGGACAGAGGAAGCACUAGAUACCAUCUAUGGCCUUCCUUGGAAGUUGAACAAGUUUGGCUGCAUUGAGGCAUUCACUGGGAGCCUGAGGCUACACUGCAGUGGUCAGACCUGAAGGCUGAAAUUGACAAGUUGGCCACUGAGUAUAUGAGUAGCGCCCGCAACCUGAGCUCCGAAGAAAAAUUGGCCCUUCUCAAACAGAUCCAGGAAGCCUAUGGCAAGUGCAAGGAAUUUGGUGACGACAAGGUGCAGCUUGCCAUGCAGACCUAUGAGAUGGUGGACAAACACAUUCGGCGACUGGACACAGACCUGGCUCGUUUUGAGGCUGAUUUGAAGGAGAAGCAGAUUGAGUCAAGUGACUAUGACAGCUCUUCCAGCAAAGGCAAAAAGAAAGGCCGAACUCAAAAGGAGAAGAAAGCUGCCCGUGCUCGUUCUAAAGGGAAAAACUCGGAUGAAGAAGCCCCCAAGGCUGCCCAGAAGAAGCUAAAACUUGUACGCACAAGUCCUGAGUAUGGGAUGCCCUCAGUGACCUUUGGCAGUGUCCACCCCUCUGAUGUGCUGGAUAUGCCUGUGGAUCCCAACGAACCCACCUAUUGCCUUUGUCACCAGGUCUCCUACGGAGAGAUGAUUGGCUGUGACAAUCCUGAUGUGAGAACAAUUUUGCCUCAGGAUGGCGGGUUCUGGGGACAUGAGUGUUCCAUCGAGUGGUUCCACUUUGCCUGUGUGGGGCUGACAACCAAGCCUCGGGGGAAAUGGUUUUGCCCACGCUGUUCCCAAGAACGGAAGAAGAAAUAGAUAAGGGCUUUGAAUUCUGACAUAGUUUCUUCCACAUCCCCUGACCUGGACUAGUGGGGAGAGGAAUGCCUGUGCUGGGCCAGAGGGUUCAGGGAGAAGUGAAUGGUGCAGUGUUGCCAUCCUUUCUCCUCCCCUGUCCCCACUACUGGUGCUGAGGCUGCAUUCAGAGCCUAGUAGAGAGGAAUUCCGUAGCCACUAAGGGUAUAUGCUCUCAUCCAGCCCUCCCCCUUCAGAAGGAAGUGGUCUUGCCCGCUGUCCUUUGCCUCCAUGCUGAGGUAGGUGCUGUAUUUCCAAGGGAUGGUCCUCUUUACCCCCCUGGCUUUGUAUUUAAGGACUGGGGCAAUGGCAUGGGGGCACUCCCCCAACCCUCCCAAUUCCCCCCACCCUGUGAGGGGCUAUGGUAUAUAAACUUUCAUUGUUAUCUUCCUUUUUCCAUGGUGGGGGCUAACCCAGCUUGUCUGGGCUGAAGCCCUACUUGAAGGGCCACCCCUUCCUCUGUGCCAAGAGGCUUUGUCCUGGCCUUGUGAAUGGGAGAGGGGGCAAGGUGGAAUGCAAAUAAGCCACAUGUAAAGGAACUUGGGUAGGUGAAUAAAAGCUAUACCCAUUG